Messenger RNA from Pungitius pungitius (ninespine stickleback), 1158 nucleotides. RefSeq names its product MNAT1 component of CDK activating kinase (gene mnat1). The record is from RefSeq and is a predicted model, not a curated record. The transcript is spliced from 9 exons. Lineage: Eukaryota; Metazoa; Chordata; Actinopteri; Perciformes; Gasterosteidae. Gene Ontology annotation, cellular component: transcription factor TFIIH holo complex. Gene Ontology annotation, biological process: regulation of transcription by RNA polymerase II; positive regulation of cyclin-dependent protein serine/threonine kinase activity; nucleotide-excision repair. Gene Ontology annotation, molecular function: cyclin-dependent protein serine/threonine kinase activator activity. Bases 154 to 1089 code for a protein of 311 amino acids.
AGGAGACACACUGGGGUCUAUCUGCAGGAGAGCCACGCUAUUGGCCGCCGAGGGCCUCGUAAGGGAGGAGCAAGCGGGGAUUCAGGCACGAAUGUUUGGUUUUCAGCUGUCAGUCAUAUAAGAGUAUAUUCCCGUCGCUCACCUGUGCAAGAAAUGGACGACCAGGGAUGUCCGAGAUGCAAAACCACCAAAUACAGGAAUCCUUCGCUGAAGCUGAUGGUGAACGUGUGCGGACACACGCUAUGCGAGAACUGUGUGGAGAUGCUGUUUGUGCGCGGCUCGGGUAACUGCGUGCAGUGUGACACGCCGCUGAGGAAGAGCAACUUCCGCGUGCAGCUCUUCGAAGACCCGACCGUGGAUAAGGAGGUGGAGAUUCGCAAGAAGGUGCUGAAGAUAUACAACAAGAGAGAGUUUGACUUCCCGAGCCUGAGAGAGUACAACGACUACCUCGAGCUGGUGGAGGACGUAGUGUCCAACCUGACAAACAACAUCGAUGUGGAGAACACAAAGCUGCAGAUGGAGCAGUACCAGAGGGAUAACAGAGAUCUCAUCCAGAAGAAUAAGGUUAAACUGACAAGAGAGCAGGAGGAAGUGGAGGAGCUGCUGCUGCUGGAGCAGCAGGGCAACGAGCAGCGGAGGCUGGAGCUGCUGCAGGAGGAGCAGAGGCAGCUGCAGGCUAAGAGGAAGAACAAGCAGGCUCUGCUGGAUGAACUGGAGCAUUCUCAACUUCCUGCCACCAUGCUGCUCGCCCAACACAAGGUCCGUGCUGCCAAGCUGGAGACCCAGAUAGAGCAGCAGAAACAGGCCGUCAAACCUGCCAGCCUCUUCUCAACUGGAAUCAAUAUGCGCCAGACGGUGUCUCUUCAGCCUCCUCCCCGGAUAGAAGAAGUCUUGUAUCAGUACAAGCCUGUUCACGUUGAGACAUACGGACCCCCAGUACCGGAACUGGAGCUGCUGAGCAGACUCGGGUAUCUGAACCACGUGCGGGCUGCCAUGCCUCAGGACACAGCUGGAGGAUACACCUCAGCUUUGGCGUGUCAUCGAGCUGUUCAGGAUGCUUUCAGUGGGCUGUUCCCUCUGAAGCGCUGAGCACAUGCACAACAGCUACUGGUUGGAAAUGGGACUCAAUGGACAAUAAGCCACCGCGACAGGGGGGGG